GCAACGAGGACAUUUUCUUUCCUUAUCAUUCUGUAGGCAGCCGUCGACAUGUUAUCUACUAGAACAUCUGAGGAGGAGGAGAUAUCUUGCCCCCAAUGUACCAACAUUUAUUCAUUUCCAGUACUUUUGGAAUGUGGACACAACAUUUGCAAACUCUGCCUGCAAAAUUUUUGGGAAUGGAAAAAAAGUAAAGAAUGCCCCGUGUGCGGCUGUGAGUCUUUCUGUGGGACGCCUCCCAUCAACCAAGAUCUGACGAUAGCUGUGGAACAGUUUCAAAAAAGAAAGGCUAUGGCUCAGGAGAUAUGUCAGAUUCAUAACGAGAAGCUGAAGAUCUUCUGCAACAGCGAUGAGGUGCCCAUUUGUCUGGUCUGCCAGCUAUCUAAGGACCAUAGGAUGCAUAAAUGCAGUCCGGUGGAGGAAGCAGCUCAACAGAAAAAGGCGGAAAUGACUGCCAUCCUUGAGUCAUUAAGAAAAAAAGUGAGAACAAUGAGUAAAACAAAGCACCAAUGGGAGGAAACUAAAGCCUACUUAGAGACUCAAGGUGAGCAAAUCGAGUUGGCAGUGAAGGAGGAAUUUCUGCAGCUUCACCAGUUCCUCAAGGAGGAAGAGGAGAGGAGACUGAGGGAUCUAAGAGAGGAAAAGGGGAAAAAAAUCCAGGUCAUGUAUUCCAAGAUUGAAGAUAUCGAAGAGGAUAUAAAGACUCUCAACUCAACUAUCAGCAAACUAGACAUAGUGCUCAGAGCAAAGGAUUUACCGUUUUUAAAGGAAUACAAGGAAACAAAGCAAAGAGUCAGACGCAACAUCCAGGAGCCCGAGAGCAUCAGAGGCAUUUUGAUAGAUUCAGCCAAGCAUCUGGGAAUACUCAAGUUCGCAGUUUGCAAGAAGAUGUUGUCAACUGUUAAAUACUCUUCGGUUAUUCUGGACCCAAACACGGCCCAUUACAACCUGAAGUUGUCUGAAGAGCUGACCCGGCUGCAGUACAGCAAUAAGCAGAAUCUACCCGAUAACCCUGAACGUUGCACCAGCCGCAUGUGUGUGCUGGGAGCCAGCGGGUUUACAUCUGGGAAGCACAGCUGGACCAUAGAGGUGGGCCAAAGCAAAGAUUGGUACAUCGGGGUGGCCCGGGAGUCCAUUAAAAGGAAAAGCACCACCUUCAUGAGCCCAGAGGAGGGUUACUGGGUGAUUGGCCAGUGCAGCAAAGACUCCAUCUGGGUUCAGACCUCUCCUCGCAGCAGGGUCUCGGUGAAGCAGGUGCCUAAGAAGAUUACCGUCCAGGUGGACUAUGAGAAAGGAAAGGUAGCCUUCGUCAACGCUGCUGACUCAGCUGUGAUGCACAAGUUCAAAGAGAAAUUCUCAGAGAAAAUCUAUCCCUACUUCUCCGUUGGAUUAUGUGAGGAGUGGAAAAACUCCAUCCCACUCACCAUAUGCCCUGUGUCAAUGAAAGUGGUUCCAGAGAACGCUUAGGAGGAACGCACACAUCCCUAUAGAAAAGUGGGACUGGUGUUAGAGAUUUAAGAUGACAAAUACAAAAGUUUAUCUAACUAUUUUGACAAAAUUAAAACCAAAUAGCACGUUGUUUGAUGAUGAAUGCAUGAGCUGUUUUAUUCAGUCAGAAGAAAGUCUGCACAUUAAAUAAACUAUAAAGCUGUUUUGAUCAGA
This is a messenger RNA of Cyprinodon tularosa, 1659 nucleotides long. Its product is annotated as E3 ubiquitin-protein ligase TRIM39-like. The record is from RefSeq and is a predicted model, not a curated record. The transcript is spliced from 6 exons. The coding region runs from base 49 to 1464 and encodes 471 amino acids. Lineage: Eukaryota; Metazoa; Chordata; Actinopteri; Cyprinodontiformes; Cyprinodontidae. Gene Ontology annotation, molecular function: zinc ion binding; protein binding.